AUGGAUCAUGAACGCGGAUUUCCUGCCACUGUUGUCCCUCUUGCUGCUGCCCUGACUGCUGCAGCCAAAUGUGCUGCUGCCCUGCGUUCUGCUGCCCUGUGUGCUGCUGCCCUGCGUUCUGCUGCCCUGUGUGCUGCUGCCCUGCGUUAUGCUGCCCUGUGUGCUGCUGCCUUGCGUUCUGCUGCCCUGUGUGCUGCUGCCCUGCGUUCUGCUGCCCUGUGUGCUGCUGCCCUGCGUUCUGCUGCCCUGUGUGCUGCUGCCCUGCGUUCUGCUGCCCUGUGUGCUGCUGCCCUGCGUUAUGCUGCCCUGUGUGCUGCUGCCUUGCGUUCUGCUGCCCUGUGUGCUGCUGCCCUGCGUUCUGCUGCCCUGUGUGCUGCUGCCCUGCGUUCUGCUGCCCUGUGUGCUGCUGCCCUGCGUUCUGCUGCCCUGUGUGCUGCUGCCCUGCGUUCUGCUGCCCUGAGUGCUGCUGCCCCACCUGCUGCUGCCCCAGCUGCUCUCUUGUCUGUUGCUGCCCUCUCGGUCGCUGUCCUCUUUGUUGCCGCGGUCUCUGUUGCACUCCUCCCAGUUGCUGGCCUUCCUGAUGCAGCCCUUCCUGCUGCCCUACCUGUCGAGUUCCUCGCCGCCGAUUUCUAUGUGAUGGCCCUACAUUCUGCUGCUGACGCUGUUGGGGCUGCUGCCGUCGCCCUUGUUGCCGCUGCCGCUGCUGCCUAUCUCCCAGCGUCUGCUGCUCCCGUCCUUGCUGCUGCCCCUGCUGUUGCUGGUGCUGCUGUUCCUCCUGCCGCCCCUGCUGCCCCUGCUGCCCCUGCUGUUGCUGUUGCUGCUGUCCCUGCUGCUGCCGUCCCUGCUGCUGCCGUCCCCGCUGCUGCCGUCCCUGCUGCUGCUGCCCCAGCUGCUGCUGCCCCAGCUGCUGCUGCCCCUGCUGCUGCUGUCCCUGCUGCUGCUGUCCCUGCUGCUGCUGUCCCUGCUGCUGCUGCCCCUGCUGUCCCUGCUGCUGCUGCCCCUGCUGCUCCUGCCCCUGCUGCUGCUGCCCCUGCUGUCCCUGCUGCUGCUGCCCCUGCUGCUCCUGCCCCUGCUGCUGCUGCUGCUGCUGUCCCUGCUGUUGCUGCCCCUGCUGCUGCUGUCCCUGCUGCUGCUGUCCCUGCUGCUGCUGCUGCUGCUGCCCCUGCUGCUGCUGCCCCUGCUGCUGCUGCCCCUGCUGCUGCUGUCCCUGCUGCUGCUGCCCCUGCUGUCCCUGCUGCUGCUGCCCCUGCUGCUCCUGCCCCUGCUGCUGCUGUUGCUGCUGCCCCCCUCCCCGUUGCCGCUGCUGCCUCCCUCCAUGUUGCUGCCGCCUCCCCCUCUGCGGCCGGUUUGACCGCCUCCCCCCUUGCCCUUGAUGUUGUUCUCCCCCCCCUUCUGGUUCGGUUGCUUCCUCCCUCCCCAUGGCUACAUCUGCCUCCUCCCCAUCCGACCCUUGCUGUUCAUGGUUCUGCCGCCCUUGCCCCACUUCCACUUGCUCACCGUCAAUUUCCUCGGACGCAUCUGUCGAGUAGGAAUAAUAUGUUUCUUCAUCGGUUAAAUCUCCUACUUCUGUCCCCGCGCCCCCCUCACCACCACCUGGGCCUUUCCUAG
Closterium sp. Naga37s-1 is the source of this 1608-nucleotide messenger RNA. NCBI's taxonomy places the organism in Eukaryota, Viridiplantae, Streptophyta, Zygnematophyceae, Desmidiales, Closteriaceae. The record is from the annotation of a GenBank genome assembly.